AUAAAUGGCUUUUACCGGCCCCCCUGCUUGUGCGUGCUCUCCGGACACAGUGAAACACUGAUCCGCACGGCACUGCGAUCCGGAGGACACAGCGGAACAUCGAUCGCUGUACGGGACCUCUGUGUGAGGUCCCGAUCAUGUGAUCACUGAUUGGCCAAUCAGUGAUCACGUGAAUAGGUGUAAGCAAGAUGUCACUUCUGACAUCAUUGCUUACUACGUGUGAAUUCUGUGAAUGAUCACAGAGAUCACAUGGUACAAGGCUAUUCACAACAGCCUUGUACCAUGUGACAAGCUGUGACCAAUCACAGCUCAC
Messenger RNA from Staurois parvus, 313 nucleotides. The record is from the annotation of a GenBank genome assembly. Lineage: Eukaryota; Metazoa; Chordata; Amphibia; Anura; Ranidae.